UUAGUUAAAUUAAAUGAAAAGAAAGUGAAAUUGAGUUGAAGGUUGUGUCAGGUUCACUGCUGAAAAAAACCCUGAUACAGUGUUACUCUUGCAAAAGGCAUGGUGAGCCAUGGCAAUUGAUCGCAACAGAACCCACGCCAAAAACCCAAACCCUAACCGACUCAUCAUCAUCAUCCAAUUCUUCAAACACACUUCAGAAUGAUUUAUGAUGGUGAUCAUGCAAGAGCAACAACAUCAACCCCAUCAGCAGCAGCAGAAUCCUUCUCUACUGUUGCCAAACCUCACCACCACCUCCCUUAGGUCACCAUCCUCCACCUCCGCCGCCUCCCAAUCCCAUCUUCAUUCGCCUAUCCAUAUCGCUACCCACCGCCAACCCCUACUCCCGCAACUUCCGGCGCCACUCGCGACUGUUCUCCCGUCCGGGGAGGCGGUUUCGACGGCGCCGCCGAAUUUGCAGUUGGCAAGGGUCCGUCUGUCGGACAUUGCUCCGUAUGACGGUGCACCGGCGGGACCUUAUGUCAGGGCAAUAGAAAUGCUGUGUUCGUCUCUGUUGAAGCAUAAUGCGGCGGUGAUUGAAUUAGGGAGUGAAGAUACUGCUCUGAUGCGAUGUGGAUUGGAAGGUGCUAGAUUGUUCUUCAGGAGUAGAGCACAUCUUGGUGUUGGGAAGGGAAGUCGCGGGGUUUACAUGUAUAGGGCAGGAAGGGCUUUGGAGGAUUGGGAUUCAUCUCCACCUUGCAUGGCUGAUAUUUUUAGGUGCAUGGGAAAGGCUUCUCGUGUUGCUUUGUCAGCCAUUGCAAGGCAUCUGCGGCUGAGAAGCGAUGUUUUUAACCACCUGCUUGAUGAUGCUCCAUUACCUGCUAACGAGGUGUCUUCUUCUGUUCUUGUUGGGACCUACUCACACGCGUCUUUGCAAAAUGGAAAAGGUGCCAUUGGAGGUGGUAAGCCCAGCGUCAAUGGUGAAGACGAGAAGGGAUUAUUGACCUUGAUAUCUUCUGACACUCCUGGUUUUCAGGUAUGUGAUCCCAAUGGCCGCUGGUAUCUGGCAGACAGUGGGUCUGGGCCAGGGGAUCUUUUACUGAUAACAGGCCGGGCGCUUAGCCAUGCUACUGCAGGUCUACAUCCAGCCGCAUCAUAUAGAGCUUCUCCAGAUUGUUUUCUGAGUCCGAAUAGUGGAGGAAGGUGCCAAUAUAUAUUUAUAAAUUUGGUGACUUCACUUGCAUAUAGACUCAUGCCUCAGGGCAAUGCUAUACUAGAUUGUUCUCCAAUUGCAGCAGCUGGUCAUGUUAUUCCUCAAAGCUAUGUUCCAAUAUCUGUAAGCCAGUUUAUGGACGACCUUGCUGCUGAAGAACUGAUAGGGCGCCAAUGUGUUAAUGAUGAUGUUGCCCAAAGCAAUGUGAAUAAGGACCCAUCAUUAAGAAGUGUUCUGUCCGAUCCUUUGUCUGGCUCAUUCUUGGAAGAUGCAAUGCUUGUCUCAUGUGGACAUUCUUUUGGUGGUCUCACACUGAGAAGAGUCAUUGAAACAUCAAGAUGCACCCUUUGCAAUGUUGAUAUUGAGACUGGUUCUCUGAUCCCUAAUCUCGCUCUUAGAGCUGCAGCUGCUGCUGUCAAGCAUGAGGAUGAUCGAAGGUUAUUUCGUAAUGCCGCUCUUCGGAAGCGGCGGAAAGAAAUGGGUGAACCAAUGGAUCCAAUCAGAAGAGUGAACAGGGAAAAUGGAGAUUUUACUUCUACUGAUGGACUCCAGCGGGGAGUACAAUAUCCAUUUUCAGUAAAUGAGAAAGUUAUUAUUAAGGGUAACAGGAGAACACCUGAAAAAUUUGUCGGGAAAGAAGCUGUAAUUACGUCUCAGUGUCUCAAUGGCUGGUAUUUGCUCAAGAUUAUUGGAUCUGGAGAGAAUGUCCGCCUGCAGUAUCGUUCUCUCAGGAAGUUCUUGAACUCAACAACUACGGAAGACCAGAAUCAGUUGCAGUUAGUUCAAAAUAGCAGCUCUUAAAAAUAGAUUCAAUUCAGGUUUUCCUUUUUUCUAUUUUAGACGAGAGAAAAGGAAACUUUUGUAGUCUUGAUCCUAAAAACAAUUUUAUAUAGAAUUAAGUUACCGAUGAGGCUCCUUAUAGCAUGUGAUAGAGGUUUACAUAAGAGGUGAUUGUGCUGUUGCUUAUGUUAGGUCGGCUUAUAUUUAUUGUAAAGAACGCAAACAAAGAUGAAUUAUAUAACAUGUAAAUUAUAUAGCUUGCUUUUAUAACCACUCUGCAGUUUUCUUUGUAGAA
Molecule: messenger RNA, 2264 nt
Organism: Vicia villosa (hairy vetch)
Lineage: Eukaryota; Viridiplantae; Streptophyta; Magnoliopsida; Fabales; Fabaceae
Exons: 12
Coding region: 206-1990 (594 amino acids)
Source: RefSeq, a predicted model, not a curated record